Adineta steineri is the source of this 889-nucleotide messenger RNA. The record is from the annotation of a GenBank genome assembly. Lineage: Eukaryota; Metazoa; Rotifera; Eurotatoria; Adinetida; Adinetidae.
AUGUUAUCCUAUUUACAACCUCAACUAGGACCUGAAUCGAUGCUUGCCAUCUGUUCAACAUCUUCGGAUGAAGGAAAUAAAUCAAUAUAUCCAAAUGAAGAUGAUACUGAUGGAAUUUUCAAUCCUACAUCUACAGCAAUAGUAACAGCUUCUUCAUCUUCACGUAUUUCAUAUUCUCAUCCACAUCAUCAUCCUCAUCAUCAUCGAUCACCAGUACCAUUCGUUUAUGGACAUACAACAACACCGCCAGCAUAUGGGUUUGGUUUUGGUUUAUAUGAAGAUAUGUCUUCGUUUACUGAUACAAGUCGAACACCAUAUACAUUUAUUCAUACAACAAAACGUGCUGAUCCAAAUAUAGAUGUUAAACUUGAAAAUCUUGAUCUAUGGAAACGUUUUGCUGCACUUAAUUUAGAAAUGAUUAUAACAAAAAAUGGACGGCGUAUGUUUCCAACCUAUAAAGUUUCAUUAUCUGGACUUGAUCCAGCAAGCAAAUAUAUAAUCUAUAUGGAUGUUGUACCAGUUGAUAAUCAUCGAUAUAAACAUCAUAAUUCUCAAUGGAUGAUUACUGGUGCAGCUGAGCCACAUAUGCCAGGACGAUUUUAUCCUCAUCCGGAUAGUAAUUCAACAGGAGCACAAUUAAUGAAACAACCAUUAUCAUUCGGUAAACUUAAAUUAACCAAUAAUACAGCUGAUCAAAAUGGACAUAUUGUAUUAAAUUCUAUGCAUAAAUAUCUACCUCGUCUUCAUAUAAUUCAAGCAAUGAAUUCAUCAAAUAAUGAUAUAAAAUUAUCUAUGGCACCAUUUGAUAAUGUCAAUGUAUUCGUCUUUCCAGAGACUCAAUUUAUUGCCGUAACUGCUUAUCAAAACGAACACGUAAAUAUUUCUUUUU